AUGACCAACGCAGCACAACAUAUUAUAGACACAUACACCAGUGCAAGAUUACGUCCACGCCUUAUAAUGUUUGUGCUUAGCAACGAAGUGAGUGGAAGUGGCAAUCUUGCAUUCACUCAUCGUCACUGUCGAAAUCACAUUGCCAAAAGUCGGCAAAAGAGAUUUGAAAAAGGAUAUAUUCAACUUGUCCUUGAAUACUUUAGAAAUAUGCAAUUUGAGAAUCCUGUAUUUUUUUAUGCGAUGCAAGUAGAAGAGAAUGGACAUUUGACUAGAAUAUUUUGGGCCGAUGCUAGAUCAAGGAUGAACUAUCAAUUUUUUGAUGAUGUUGUUGUGUUUGACACAACUUAUUUGACAAACAAGUAUCGAAUGCCUUUUGUGCCAUUGACAGGAGUAAAUCACCAUCAUCAAUCUAUGUUAUUUGGUUGUAAUUUACUAGUCGAUGAAAUUGAAGAGUCAUUUGUUUGGCUUUUUAAGAAAUGGCUUCAAGCAAUGUCUGGCCAUCAUCCAACUUCAAUAAUUACUGAUCAAGAUCUUGCUACGGGAGCAGCCAUCAGACGAGUAUUUGCAAAUACUUACCAUCAUCUUUUUUUGUGGCACAUUUUGAAGAAAGUACCAGAGAAGUUGUCUCAUGUAUAUGCGGAAUAUGGAAAAAGUUUUAGCGAUGAUUUUCACAAGUGCAUCCAUAAUUUUGAGACAAUACAUGAGUUUGAAUCACAGAUGUCUACAACCCAACGUAGUGAGAGUAUGAAUUUAUUUUUUGAUGGCUAUGUAAAUGCAAAAAGCACUCAAAAAGAAUUUAUUGAGAAUUAUGCACUUGCAUCAGAUAGUCGCAAUAUUGAGUAUGUUGUGAUAGAAGAAGAGAAUGAUGGAGAAAUAAUUGUAUUUAAAGUCUCAAAAUAUGACAAAGAGAAAAGGGAAGCGAUGUAUGUUCUAGAUGAGGGCUUGAAAAUAGUUGCAAUUGUCCAAGAAAAUAUCGAUGAAACACAUCAACAAGGCAGCCCAAAAGAUUUCGAAGUUUUGCAAUUAAAUGUCAAUGAAGUUGCUCUUUUGGUGAUAUCUUAG
This is a messenger RNA of Amborella trichopoda, 1062 nucleotides long. The record is from RefSeq and is a predicted model, not a curated record. NCBI's taxonomy places the organism in Eukaryota, Viridiplantae, Streptophyta, Magnoliopsida, Amborellales, Amborellaceae.